CACAAACGCUCUGUGUCUUUCACACCUUUCCUCUCUAGGGUUAGGUAAAAGCCCAAACGCAAGAGCUCCCGCACUUACACAAACCCUCUCUGUACAUCUCUCACUGUCCAAAAUGAUGCAACCUCCUCCAACAGGCGUGGCUCAGCCAACAAUGCCACAACAGGCACAGCAAUACCCACAACAGCCGUACAUGAUGAUGCCGCCGCCGGCGGCGGCAGCUCAGGCUCAGGCGCCUCCGCCGAUGUGGGCUCAGCAGCAGGUCCAGUCCCACCAGGCCCACCAGCAGAACCAGCCCACCAGCGCCGAAGAGGUCCGCACGCUCUGGAUCGGGGACCUGCAGUACUGGAUGGACGAGAACUAUCUCUUCAAUUGCUUCGCUCAGGCCGGCGAGGUAGCUGCAGUGAAAGUGAUCCGCAAUAAGCAGACUGGUCAAUCAGAGGGUUAUGGCUUUAUUGAUUUUUCAACACGUGCUGCUGCAGAAAGAGUACUUCAAACGUAUAAUGGUACCAUAAUGCCAAAUGGUGGGCAGAACUUCAGACUGAACUGGGCAACUUUUAGUUCAGGCGACAGGCGCUCUGAUGAUACUCCUGAUUUCACAAUAUUUGUGGGGGAUUUGGCUCCUGAUGUUACUGACUACAUGUUACAAGAGACCUUCAGGGGCCGUUUUCCCUCAGUUAAGGGUGCAAAGGUUGUGAUUGAUAGGCUCACUGGUCGGACAAAGGGUUAUGGGUUUGUUAGAUUUGGAGAUGAAGGUGAACAGUUGCGUGCUAUGACGGAGAUGAAUGGAGUUCUCUGUUCUUCAAGGCCUAUGCGAAUUGGGCCGGCUUCGAAUAAAACGGGUCAGCAACCGAAAGCUUCAUACCAGAAUUCUCAAGGGACUCAGAACGAGAAUGAUCCAAAUAACACAACUAUAUUUGUGGGCAAUUUGGAUCCUAAUGUUACAGACGAGCAUUUGAGACAAGUUUUCAGCCAAUAUGGACAAUUAUUACAUGUGAAAAUACCGUCAGGCAAGCGAUGUGGGUUUGUUCAAUUUGUUGACAGAAGCUGUGCUGAGGAAGCAUUGAGGGUGUUAAAUGGAAAUCAGUUGGGUGGACAAAAUAUUCGACUUUCUUGGGGCCGUAGUCCUUCAAACAAACAGGCGGGUAUCUCUGCUGGCGUUCAGCCUCAGCCAGAUCCAAACCAGUGGAAUGGGGCAUAUUAUGGAUAUCCAUAUGGGCAUGAAAGCUAUGGGUAUGCCCCGCCUCCCCAAGAUCCUAACAUGUAUGGAUAUCCUUAUGGGAAUUACCAGCAGCAGGCACCACAGCAGCAAGCGGGAUAUAGCUGAGAAAUUUUGGCUUCUUCUGUCGCUAUCUUCCCUGCUUCUUUUAUUUAAUAAAUAAAUUUAGUUGUAAGAUACUGUUUGAAGCUACUUCGGAGCUCUCCCUAGUCUUUUCGUGGAAACCAAUCAUGACUCUUGUUUCUUGUAUGUCAAAAUAUAACUCAAUUCACUUGCUAA
This is a messenger RNA of Alnus glutinosa, 1495 nucleotides long. RefSeq names its product polyadenylate-binding protein RBP45-like. Gene Ontology annotation, molecular function: mRNA binding. Bases 113 to 1324 code for a protein of 403 amino acids. The transcript has 6 exons. Lineage: Eukaryota; Viridiplantae; Streptophyta; Magnoliopsida; Fagales; Betulaceae. The record is from RefSeq and is a predicted model, not a curated record. Gene Ontology annotation, cellular component: cytosol.